GCGAGCAGAUUACGAGCGCUGAUCCGGGAUCUUUCCUCUCAGGCUGGGGAGAGCGCGCGACGCGCCGGUCGCGACUGGAUCUUAGUUCUCCGGAACUUGGCCGAGACCACCGUCAAGAGAAGAAGAAGAAGCCGAAAGCGGCGCCGAUGAUAGCGCCGGAGCCCGUCAAAGUCCACGCAAGCUCUGAGAAGUUAAAAGCCGAGGACUCUUCUCCGCCUCGUCGCAACGGGAGCAUCUCACUCUCAAUUGGAUUAAGAGGGGGGGAGGCGGAUUAGCCUGCCGGCCAGCCUGCGGAUCGCCUCGGAGAUGCCAGAAUAGGAACAAGAUGGCCGCCCGUCUGCCGCUCUGCCAUCCAUCGAUUCUGCGAUUUGGCAUCCCAAAGGAGUCGCCCAGAAAAAGUUCAGGGCCGACGCGGUGACACUUCCACGUCCUCGCCGACUUUUGAGCCGCUUGAGUUUUGCGCUUUGAGCGAUGAGGGCAAAAGGGCGGAGGCGCGAGUGUCGCUGCAGGUCACGUGACAUCAUCAUCACCAUCAAUGUCCCCUUUUGACUACUUUGCCACGUCGGUCUUUGAGUGAGUGGCGCGUUGUUUUGAGUUGACAUGACCUCGUUCGGACAUUCAUUCAUUCAUUCGUCUUUGAUGCCACGAUUGGUGCCACAUGGCCCGACACCUCCGAUGAACGCGUGACGUCACGAGGAAGCGUCACGAAAGCCGGCGUCCGACCUCUCGCCUUUCCUUGGGGCCGCCGGCGAGGAGACGACAUGGACCUCGGCCCUCGGCGGGAUGAGAGCGAAGGCGGCGCCGCGUCGGCGGUGUCGUGGCGAGCGUCGGCAGACGGCGAGCGUCUCGUGGGCCGGAUUUUGCUGGACAAGACCGCCGGGGACGGAUGGGCGCGCGGGGACCCCGGCACGCCGCUCGGACUCAAGGCUCGUCCUCUCCUCCUCACCCCGCCGUCCGUCCCCCUUUAGCCGGCCGUCCGCGGCUCUCUCGAGCGACCGUCUCAACCCGUUUGCUCGGCGUGACCUUGUUUGAGCUUGCAGGUGACGGGCGGUAAAAUGACCGAUUCCGGUCAUCUGUGCGCGUUCAUCACUCAAGUCAAACGAGGAAGUCUGGCGGACAUCGUGGGACACCUGAGAGCAGGCGAUCAGGUCGUGGAAUGGAACGGUCGCGUCCUCCGGGGAGCCACCUUCGACGACGUCUACAACAUCAUCUCCGAGUCCAAAUCGGAGCCGCGGGUGGAGCUGCUGGUGUGGCGACCAAUCAGGUGAGCUCACCGUCUCCGAGUCGGAACGCGGCGUCACCUGACUCCGAUGGGUGUUUCCAGAGCCGCGGAGCCUUGCCACGGCCAGCCCGUCUCCGCUCCCGCUUCCUUUUCCUCUCCCGUGAGCCCAAACGGCAGGCGAGCGCAGGUCCAGGUAAGUCGACGCGGCGCGCGGCGUCAUCUCGUCGCCGGCCGCUCAGCAGAAACGAGUUUGUCGUGGUUUCAGGCGGGGAGGGAGCACGUUUCGGUUCCCAGACUUCAGGCGAAGCUGUGCUACGAUCGACUCGGAAGUCAGCUCGUCGUCACCGUCCUCGGGGCGAAAGAACUUCCCGUUCGAGUCGACGGCCGCCCCCAAAGCCUUUACGUGGAAAUCAACUUGCUUCCCGACAGAAGGUCGGAAGUCGAAGCGAGCCGUCCGAACGGCCUCCGGGCGAGGCGCUCGGCGGCCGAGGACAAGAUGCUUUUCUCUUCAGCGCCACGAGCACGCGGAGGACAAAGACCGUGAAAAAGUCGGCGGAACCUCGGUGGAACCAGACCUUCGUGUACUCUCCGCUCCGCCGAAGGGGCUCCCGGGAGCACGCGUUGGAGUUGACGGUCUGGGACGGGGCCGGCGUCGCCGAGGAAGAGAGUCGCUUCCUCGGAGAGGUUGUGAUCGGACUGGAGGAAAGCACCCUGAUGGAUGAUCGGCCGCACUGGUUCAAGCUUCGCGGGAGAAGUGUUGCCGCGGUGCCGCAAGUGGCCGCCUCUCACUCCCGACGCCGGCGGCGAGCGCCGCGGCACGUGGCCGCCGACAGGCUCCAUUCUUUCCAGAGGUUCAGCGACGGAGACUUUUCCGAUUACGACGGCGAGGACGGCACGGGGGCGAUCUCAGACUCCCGGCAGAACGGCCGACACCCGUGGGGCUCGAGCCGCGCUCUGAGUGAGCGCGGCUCGUCGUCUUGUCCCGGUUGGCGAAGUGACCCGGCGCCGGCGAGGUGCUCGUCGUCCCCAAUCCGCAGCGUAACCCCGCUUUAUCCGCUUUACCGCGACGACGCCGUGCGCCUGCUGCGAGGCUCCAAGGUCACCCGAGCUCAUUCCGACGUCGGACUCCACGGCAGCCUGGACAAGUGGUCGUCGAGGACGAGGUCCGGGGCAUUUUCUCUCGAUUCCAACGACGGGUACGGGAAAAAAAAGACCCCACCAAAACUCUCUCGUGCAAAUUUGAAGGUGAAUGUCAAAAGGGACUUGUGCCUCCAUUCCGCGCGUAGUUACUCCGGAAGGUUUUGCAACGCUUCCUGGCCAGACCAUCGGGCGAACGGGAGCGUCGAGGACUUCAGCCAAAACUUCAAUCCAGACUUCCCUUGGGAAGGAGAAGCCUUCAACGAGGACCCGCUGAGAGGAGGGCGGCGUGACGGCUGGCUCCCCGCCAGUCCCAUCAGAAGCCCCGAGUGCGGCCGCCGAGGACGCCGGCUGCCCGCCGUCCCGCCCAAAGGUGCGGCGGACAUACUUUGGGCCACGGCGAGCAAAGGGGCGGCAAGUGGAAUUGGCGCUCCCCCCGCUCCUCUCUCGCCUCCCCCCUCGCACGGCCAGGCUCCUCCCACCGGCCACCAACAAUGCCCUCCGCUCAUUAGAAUCCAAGCUCCACCUCCCGCGGUCGAGCCGCAUUCGCGCCCCUCGACUUCGACCAUUGAGGGGGGCCGCCGCCAAGCCGCGCGCUCCCCUCCUCCCCCACCAAAGCCGUCUCCUCCGCCCGACGCCCCAGAAUUUCCUCCGGCUCCUCCCCCACCCUGGUCAACUGUUCAUCCGGCUCCUCCACCCGACGCCCCCGAAUGUCCUCCGGCUCCUCCCCCGCCCUCGUCAACUGUUCCCGCAGCCCCUCCCCUCUCCGCUUCUCAACACGCUUCCCCCCCUCCCGUGACAACUCCUGAUCGAGAGCCGCCCCCGGCCCCCUCCGUUCGCCCUCGAGCUCCGGCUCCCUUGGCGGCGAGCGGCUCUCCGGCUCCGCCCCCUCAGACUCCAGAGGCGGAGAGACGUUCCGCCACGCCCGGAGGGAGCAGGAAAGAGGUCACGUGGGAGGACCGGCGGACCGAGGCGGCGAACGGUGCGGCCAAGCGUCCGGAAAAGACGCCGGACGGCCCGUCGUCAAAGUCGUCCCUCGGCAACGUGAGCGACUCGUCGACCCCGUCCGCCGUCCUCGACGACCCCCCGAGCGUCAGUCAGGCGGACGCUCCGGAGGAUCCGUCGGAGGACUCCGGGAUGGGAUCGGCAGAAAAGGCCGCCCUCGGGACCAACGACUCAAUGGAGGAAGGGGAGGAGGAAGAGCCCGCGUCGUCCAAGUCGGCGGCCGCGCCCGCCGCCAAGUCCGCCGGCGACAUUUGUUCUUUGAGCCGCAACGACGACGACGACGACGACAAGAAGCGGCGAUCCAGUUUGGGCGCUCGGGUGAUGGGAAUGGUCGGACUGGGAAAGAAGAGCCAAAGCGCCUCGCAACUCAACCCGGAGGAGGAAGAGAAGAAGAAGAAGGUGGUGAGACUUCCCGUCCAGAGGAGCGUGGAGACCGGACUGGCCGUGGAGUUCAAGUCUCGCUUCACCCGACAGCCCAGCCGCGAUCCCGAAGCCGAGGACCCGAAGCCCGGCGCUUUGAUCUUCCCGGGAGUCAAGCUGGCCACAGACAGACACUUCAGCGGUUUCCUCGACGGUUUAGGUCCCGCCCAGCUGGCUGGGAGGCAGACGUUGGCCACGCCUGCCAUGGGAGACAUCCAGAUCGGAAUGGUCUACAGGAAGGAGCGUCUCGACGUGGAGGUGAUCCGGGCCAGGGGGCUUGUGGGUAAACAAGGAAACAAGAACACGCCAGCCGCAUAUGUGAAGGUCUACCUGAUGGAUAACGGCAAAUGUUUGUUGAAGCGAAGAACCCGCCUGGCCAGGAAAACGCUGGAUCCUCUCUAUCAACAACAGCUGCAGUUUGAAGAGAACCCGGAAGGCAAAGUUCUGCAGAUCAUCGUGUGGGGCGAUUAUGGCAAGAUGGACCACAAAUCCUUCAUGGGCGCCGCUCAGGUUCUACUGGAUGACUUGGACCUGUCCGUCAUGGUGAUUGGCUGGUUCAAACUGUUUCCGGCCACCUCCCUGGUGGACCCCGCUCUGGCCCCGCUGACCAAUAAAGAGACGGAGGGCGAGAGCGCGCCGUAGGGCAAA
Molecule: messenger RNA, 4432 nt
Organism: Hippocampus zosterae (dwarf seahorse)
Lineage: Eukaryota; Metazoa; Chordata; Actinopteri; Syngnathiformes; Syngnathidae
Product: regulating synaptic membrane exocytosis protein 2-like
Exons: 24
Coding region: 1157-4426 (1089 amino acids)
Biological process (GO): regulation of synaptic plasticity; regulation of membrane potential; calcium ion-regulated exocytosis of neurotransmitter
Cellular component (GO): presynaptic membrane; cytoskeleton of presynaptic active zone
Molecular function (GO): transmembrane transporter binding; small GTPase binding
Source: RefSeq, a predicted model, not a curated record